AAAACAUUCUAACUUAGUAAAAUGAUUACACUGCGGAGAUCUGGACGCCUAUCAACUGCUGCUGCACAACUUAACAUUACUACUUCAAGUUCUCUUUUGAUAAGAAAACAAUAUACCCCUCCUGUACUUCAAUUUAAAAGAACUUUUGCUUUACUUAAUGACAAUCCUCUUAAUGAACAAGCUAAUCAACCAAUGUUUACGGUGGGCACUGAAAAUGGUUUUCUUCCCCGCGUAGACCCUUUAUCCCAGUUGCCUGACUGCUUCAAGCAUUUGGAAUCUUUGUUGCAACGUAUGCCUUUACGACGUGCGGAUGGUACUCCUGGCUUACUGGCCAGUGGCCAGUUUGGUGAUGCUGUUCGUGACGAGCUUCCUCUUUAUGAUGUCGAUUCAAUUACUGAUCAACGUUUAUUGUCAGCCUUGUUUCGCGAUUACACUUUUGCUGCUUCUGCUUAUUUGCUCGAACCUUGCGACAUACUUUACCGUGCUGCGAAAGAUUAUGGCCAUGGAAGAAAAGUGUUGCCAAAGAAUAUUGCUGUUCCCUUGCAUAAGGUGGCAGAGAAAAUUCAAAGCAAGCCUUUCAUGGAAUAUGCAUUGAGUUACGCGUUGUAUAAUUACAAGAAGUUGCAACCCGCUGGGGGACUUACUUACGAUAAUCUGGCUCUCAUCCGUGCUUUUGCUGGUAGUGAAUCUGAGAAAGGCUUCGUCUUGAACCAUGUUACUAUGGUCUCUUAUUCUCCCAAGCUCGUCCAGUUCACUAGAGGCAUUUUGGAAGCCGUUGAAGCAGGUGAUCGUACCAAAUUUGACACUCAAAUGUUAGGCUUGAAUGAAACUUAUGAAUGUAUUAACCGGGAGAUGGAGAUGAUGUGGUCACGCAGCAUGCCUGAAGACUAUCUCAAAUUCAGAACCUUCAUUAUGGGUACAAAGAAUCAGCCUAUGUUCCCUGAUGGUGUUAUUUAUGAAGGCGUUAGCGAUGAACCGGUUGUUCACCGUGGUGAAUCAGGCGCUAAUGAUUCAAUGAUCCCUUUGGUUGACAAUUUGUUGCAAAUCACUGAGAUUAUGCCUGAAAAUCCUUUGACUGAAGUAUUACGUGAUUUCAGAUCUUAUCGACCUCCUAAUCACCGUGAAUUCUUGGAAUAUGUUCAAGCCAAAGCCAGAAAAAUUGGUGUUAAGCAUUUCGCCCUUCAGGAUCCUAAUUCUGCUGCUAUUUACUUGUCCAUUGUCGACCAAAACCGCGCCUUCCGUAAUAGACACUGGAAUUUUACGAAGGAGUACAUUAUCAAGCAUACGACUCAUCCAGUUGCUACUGGAGGCUCUCCUAUUGUUACCUGGUUGCCUAACCAACUCGGCACCAUCUUGGGUUUAAUCAAUGAAAUUAGUGACGAAAUUCCCAAGUCUCAACUUACUGAAAAUAAUUUGAUACGUGUUGAAGAAAUUGCUAGAAGGGCACAAGCUCAGAAGCGAGUCCUGGAUAGGGAAGUUGCUAACCUUAAGACGAAGUAUAAGCAUCAAGACCGUACCUGAGGGGAACAUCCAUAACGGCACUGCAGCAAAACUGAAGCUCUAUUUUAUUGUCAAGCAAACAUCUUUUAAUAUAUAUUAAAUAAAAUACUUACGAAAACUUCAAUUUCUUGUCUUUAA
This is a messenger RNA of Mycotypha africana, 1638 nucleotides long. RefSeq lists its product as uncharacterized. NCBI's taxonomy places the organism in Eukaryota, Fungi, Mucoromycota, Mucoromycetes, Mucorales, Mycotyphaceae. The transcript has 7 exons. The record is from RefSeq and is a predicted model, not a curated record. Gene Ontology annotation, molecular function: metal ion binding; heme binding. Bases 22 to 1521 code for a protein of 499 amino acids.